AACUGAAAUCAUUAUUAAGGAUGCAGCGGGUUUACUUGACAUAAGAGUUGGACCCAUUUUGACGGCAUGGAAACACGAUGAGGCUGAUUCUCUUUAUAUGGAAGAGGUUGAUAUUGGGCAAAAAGAUCAUUGUUCUUUCCAAUCUGAAGCCAAGGAAUAUGCGUGGUGUGAAGUCUUGCGGGAUGCUGAUGGCUGCUUCUGAUGACAAGCAUGAGAAUGUUGAACUUCUGUUCCCUCCUGAGGAAGCAAACCCUGGCGAAAGAAUAUGGUUUGGAUCAGAAGAUGAAAUGGAUAAUCAACCUGCUGCUGCCACUCCGAAUCAGAUACAAAAGAAAAAGAUAUGGGAAUUGGUGCAGCCUCAUCUUAAGACCGAUGAUUCGUGUAUUGCGAUGCUAGGGGUGGAUGUCAUACUGGGUUCAGUGGCAUGCCAGUCAUUGCGGAAUGCAAAUAUCUCAAUUUCUUAUUCUACACAACCGUUCUGGCACUGCCUAUCCUGUCUAACCCACUCUUUCGUUUGUUUCGCGUAACCCUCUUUACAAAAUCCAGACUCGGCCCUCUCUUUUGCAGCAUCCUUCCUUCUUCGUUUGUUUAUUGUCUCUCCAUCGCAAUGGUAAGCAUGUGCUUCUCUUUUUUUGAAUUGAAAAUGUGCCUUCUAUUGUUCACUGCCUGAUAUUUACAGUUUUAUUUCACCAUUGCUGUAUGUUUUCCAAAUGAUGUUUUUAAGAUGUAUGUGCUAAGGAUUUUUAAGAAAAAUUAAGCAAUUUCAGAAGAGAAAGAGGUAUACAUUUUUUUAAAAAUUGUUAGAUGGCCAUGUUAUUAUCAAAUAUCAUAUGAUACUUUCCGUUUGUUGUGAAGUUCUUUUUUUUCCGUUUGCAAGGCUAUGUUAUUCUCCUUGAAUAUUUUCCGUUUGUUGUAUUGUUCUUUUUUUUUUUUUUCCAUUUUGAAGGCUAUGUUGUUCUCCCUGAAUAC
Molecule: messenger RNA, 969 nt
Organism: Gastrolobium bilobum
Lineage: Eukaryota; Viridiplantae; Streptophyta; Magnoliopsida; Fabales; Fabaceae
Exons: 3
Coding region: 78-527 (149 amino acids)
Molecular function (GO): tRNA binding
Source: RefSeq, a predicted model, not a curated record